This is a messenger RNA of Spathaspora passalidarum NRRL Y-27907, 1334 nucleotides long. It is a transcript of the gene SUR2, whose product is annotated as sphingosine hydroxylase. NCBI's taxonomy places the organism in Eukaryota, Fungi, Ascomycota, Pichiomycetes, Serinales, Debaryomycetaceae. The record is from RefSeq and is a predicted model, not a curated record. Gene Ontology annotation, biological process: lipid biosynthetic process. The transcript has a single exon. Gene Ontology annotation, molecular function: iron ion binding; oxidoreductase activity. The coding region runs from base 204 to 1181 and encodes 325 amino acids.
UAUCACCUGGUGAUCUUCCCCUAUUAAUCUCCGACUAUAUAGUGAUACUUUAGUACAAGACUCCCUUGAAUUCUGCCAAAACGUAUAAUAUCACAGUGAUAGGUAAUACUAUAAAGAGGUUCCAACUCCAGUCCACUUUCACUUGAAUUAAGUUAUUUUCUACCACACCCUCGUUUAAGCCAAUUUAUAAGCCAACAACAAUCAUGAGUUUGAGUCCACCAGCAAAUUUCUCUAGCAUUCUUUCACAACCUAGCUUUCCCAAAAGCAGCUAUAAUGUAAUUCUCCAACCCAGUCUAAUUGAGGGAAUACCAGAUGGGAUAGUUGCCUUGAUAGCACCUAUAGUUGCUUACUGGGUUUAUGCAUCAUUCUUCCAUAUUAUCGACGUUUAUGAGUUAGCAGAGAAGUAUCGUAUUCAUCCUAGUGAAGAAGAAGUAGCAAGAAACAAAGUGACAUUGCAUGAAGUUGUUAGAGAUGUGAUAUUUCAACAUUUCAUACAAACUAUUGUGGGUUACGUGGUGUAUAAAUUUGAUCCACCAAGAACUACUGGUCAUGAAUUGUUUGCCAUGUGGGAAAUCAAACAAAAGUAUGAGUUUUUACCUAAUAUCUUGAUCUACUACGGAUACAUGUACGGAACAUCGUUGCUCCGUCUAGUUAUUGCCAUUACUAUAAUCGACUCGUGGCAAUAUUGGUUGCAUCGUAUUAUGCACAUCAACAAGACUUUAUACAGAAGAUUCCAUUCAAGACAUCACAGAUUAUACGUUCCAUAUGCAUAUGGUGCUUUGUAUAAUGACCCAAUAGAAGGAUUUUUGUUGGAUACUUUAGGAACAGGUAUUGCUGCAUUAACUACUGGGUUAUCACCACGGGAAUGCAUAGUGUUGUAUACUUUUGCAACCAUGAAGACUGUGGAUGAUCAUUGUGGAUACAGAUUGCCCUAUGAUAUUUUCCAAAUGAUUUUCCCUAAUAAUUCCGUGUAUCAUGAUAUUCAUCACCAAAUGUGGGGAAUCAAGAACAAUUUUUCACAACCAUUCUUCACAUUCUGGGAUACCCUUAACAAUACCCAAUAUAAGUUUGUCAAUGAAUACAAAGAAUUGCAAAAUCAUAUAACUUUGACUAAAUACAAGGAAUUCUUGGAAAAGAAGACCAAGUCAAAGCAAAGCGAAGAAACCAAGAAAGAGGAAUAGGCAGAUUUGCUUUAUUUUUGUAUUUUUUUUUAAUUUAACCUGUUGGAUAUACGGAACACUGUAAGGUAGUGGUCCCCCCCCUUAAUUUAAUCUUAAUAAUGUGUUUAAUUUAUAGUGUUUAUAAAAAAUUAAUAGUUAAAGUAUUAGACAUGG